UUGAGAGCAAAGAGACGGAGGCUGCACGGGCAGAACCACGGUGCUGAAAAUGACGCGUUGCCGCGGCUUUUAGCGCACUGCCCGCUGUUUUAGCGCCAUGCCGUGGCUCGUGUCCUCGCAGCUCGAGCGGAUCUCCUCCUCGCCGUCGGAGCGGCAGUGCGAGCGGACCUCCUUCUCCUUCUACUGCGCGGUGCGGGACCUCCUGCCGGUGUGGCUCCUGGAGGACAUGCGCUGCAUGGAGGUCUUCUGCUGGGAGGACGGACACGCGCGCGCUUUCGCGCCCUCCGAGGCGCUGCUGUACGCGCUCGUGCACGACCACCAGGACUACGCCCGUUACCUGCUGAACAGGUACGCCGUGAGCGCGCUCACGGCGUCGCGCUGCAGCUUCUGCCGCCGCGGACCCGUCGGCGCGCCGCACCUGAAGGUGGCCGUGCGCUACAACCGCGUGUCCAUCCUCGCCAUGAUCGUGGAGGCGCUGAAGAACGGCUCGGCCGAGAGCGUGCGCCGGGACUACCUGAACAGCUGCGGCGGGUGUGCGCACGUUGCGGACGCGGGGAAAACGGCGGUCCAGCUCGCGUGCGAACUGGCGCGGCCGGAGUGCCUGUUGGUGCUGCUGGUGCACGGCGCGAGCGCGGACGGCGUGGACGCGCUGCUGCAGCAGCUGCAGCAGGAAAGGUGCAGCGCGCCGGAGCGCCGCUGCCUGGACUUCAUGCUCCUGUUUGUGCCCAAAUUGCCCGAACCGCGUUGCCUGCGGGACGAUCCGCAGCGCUGGCAAAAACUGCUGGGAAACGACGUCUUCAGCUGGCUGUCGGGUCUGGCCCCGCCCACCUUGCUGCUGCAGGCCCUGAGGGCUUUGGCCCGGGGCAUCCCGGGUCAGAUCGCAGCCCUGCCCGAAUCUCUACAGACGCUCAGCUGGCAGCACUGAGAUGCUGAGGAUGCUGUGGUCACCAUGGAAACCAAGGCUACACCAAUCCUCUGGACUGAAGUGACUCGCUGUGUUUGCACUUUGCCAUGGACCUGUCUGUUGAUGUAAAUAAAAUGUAAAUAAAAUAUUGUUUAUAUUGUUCAUGUUGAUCUGAUUAUUGA
Thalassophryne amazonica is the source of this 1086-nucleotide messenger RNA. It is a transcript of the gene ankrd9, whose product is annotated as ankyrin repeat domain 9. The transcript has a single exon. Lineage: Eukaryota; Metazoa; Chordata; Actinopteri; Batrachoidiformes; Batrachoididae. The record is from RefSeq and is a predicted model, not a curated record. The coding region runs from base 98 to 925 and encodes 275 amino acids.